This is a messenger RNA of Hypoxylon trugodes, 1545 nucleotides long. Its product is annotated as ACT domain-containing protein. Gene Ontology annotation, biological process: cellular response to L-arginine; regulation of intracellular signal transduction. Gene Ontology annotation, cellular component: cytosol. The coding region runs from base 345 to 1508 and encodes 387 amino acids. Lineage: Eukaryota; Fungi; Ascomycota; Sordariomycetes; Xylariales; Hypoxylaceae. The record is from RefSeq and is a predicted model, not a curated record. The transcript is spliced from 2 exons.
UUAGGGUUAAGAUCCGUUUCAUUGAUACUUGAUAUAAUUGUUACAUUUAUUUGUAUUUUCCCCUCUUCCUCGAAGUUCCUAUCUACGCUUCCAAGAUUCUUUUUGUGUUCUUAUCCUAUCAUCAUCGUCACAAGGAUCCUUGUCGGGCUUAGCCAAGACAAAGAGCACGGAACUUUCAAGCCAAAAGCGAGGGCCAUCUCACCAAUCACAACUCAACCCGGGCCUCCGCUAUAGGGCGUCACUGUAUCCGUGCAUUUUAGGGGUCUUCCCGUCCCCGAAGAUCGGGGUCGAAUGCUCUGGCCACUGGUCGCGAUCUACGGCAUUACAGAUACGACACUGUCAUUAUGAAUGCUCAGAUAUCAUUUCUCGAUGGAACAUUCCGCUUGAUACACAUUCCUUUGCAUCUGUAUCCGAAUUUUCUCCAGGCUAUCUUACAGGUCCUUCUUCCUCAAGGCGGGGAUGACUCCCUUGCCCCUGAGGCGGAAGGACUCAGCAUCGACAAUAAGCAUGGGUUCCUCAACAUAAGCAUUACGCCGGUUGAAUGUUCGGUGGUGUGUCAUAGUAAUUGGGCGAAGAAUGUCUUUGAACCGGUCAUUAAACGCCUACCUCCUAAUCUGUCGAAGACGGUCACGAUCUCGAAGGACAGUUAUCUAAUCCUUUCGGUGAUAAGUGCUGGAAUGGAUGCGGGAAGCCGAGUUAUGGACUUGACUUCCCCUCUUGCCCUGGCAGGUGUACCGAUCUUCUUCAUUACGACGUACUACUCGGACUUCAUCUUGGUUCCCAGCAAAGAUCGACAGACGGUAGUGCAGGUACUUCUCGCUCGAAAUUUCGAGUUUGAUAAGGAUGAAUCAGCGUACGUAUCGCCCAGUGCGAUGUCGCACGUUCGCGGCAAAAGCCAAAGUAGCGAGCCCCCGUCAACGCCACCUCCCUCUAACGUAGCAGAGCUACAAAUUCGCACAUUUGAACUAUUGAAGAAGCGAAACGUCGUUCCGUAUAUUAGUCCCUAUCUCAGUUUAGUGCAAUGCUCUGGCAGGGAUCCAUCGCAAUUAGUGGAUUAUAGUCGCCGGCCGACUCUAAGCAGGCAUUCAAGCGGGAACGGACACCAUCGAAGGAGUUGGCUUGAUAACGUCGAUACGAAAUUAUAUACGAGCCUUAUCUCCGUCCUCGCCAAGCAACCGAGAUUUCUCUCGAUUACUCUAGCUCAGGAGGACCCACCGUCGUUAUUAUUGGAUAGAGAAUACCUCGGCGUUUUUGGAGAUUCCCUUGUCGGUGAUACGGAGGGUGAUCUCGUUCCUAUUUUCCUAGAUCUUGUGAAUCUCCCUCUAGAAGCGACGGGUAUCGUUUCUGGCGUUGCGGGAAAACUCAUUCAGGAAAUGGGAAUGGAAGAAACGGGCGUUAGCAGCGAGCUUUCGUAUCUUUCGACUGCUCGUGCUGGUGCGGUUAUCUUAUCGUGUGAACAGUCUAUGAAGGCGCUUGAGGUGCUGAAACCUCUUCUCUCUAAGGGGUAAGGAGUGUCUCCAUUCAUCCUCAAAAGGCAUUACCGUG